GAGUCUCUCGCAUAUCUCUAUUAUAUUGUCAUUUAUAGCCGGCUCUGAUUUCAUUGUGUCUACAGCAUUUGCCGUAUCACCAAACAUUUAUUUUGGAAAUUUCAUGUAAAAGGAUAUAGUCUUUCCAAGAGGAAGGAUAGAAAGAAAAAAAUAAAAUAGAAAAAAAGGAUAACAACAACUCAAUUAAGUGGAACUUUAGUGCAAAGAAAGGAAAAAAAAAGAAAUAAACUUUUGCCAGUGAUAACAGUUCGAGAAAAGUGUGAUUAUAAAGUGCAAUAAUUAAGAUUUGAGGGCGCCAUGGGUACAUUUACUCGGGGUCCUAUGUGGCUUCAAUUAGCGCAACAUUUGCUACUUUUAUGGCUCAUACACUACAGUGAUGCGACACCAUUUAAAGAACCAACUGAAAUGGUGGAUCCAUCAUCUUUAGGCUGUUAUUACAAUUACAACCACUACAGUGAAGGCGAUCGAAUUUUAACGAAUGAACCAUGUUUGAAUUGCACUUGCCAUAAUAAAAUGCUUAUGUGUUAUCUAAGAGUAUGUCCUUUUACGAAACCAAUCGGUCAAGACUGCACAAUUGAAAAAAGAGACGACCAAUGUUGCCCAAUUAUAACUUGUCCAGAAGUUCCAGUCGAACUUGUUGAUCAUAGUUCCGGCCUCCAUUCAACAUCAUUAGCGAUGCCAGAUCGCUAUGGAUGCCAUAUAAACAAUCAAUUCUAUGCAGAGGGAUCUCAGAUACCAUCAAACCCAAAAAAACCAUGCGAGCUGUGCUAUUGCAUACGAAACAUGACAUCGUGCGUGAUGCAGGAAUGUACACUACAUGUUGAAGGUUGUAGUCCAAUUUAUAAUAGAGAUGUUUGCUGUCCCGUUCGUUACGAUUGUGGAAGAGAUGCUAUGGAUGAUUUCCUCCUUGAAGACUCGACCACAACCGUUCGUCCAACACCAUUCGUACUGACUACAACAAUGAUUCCAGAAGAAAAUCAUUGCGUCCAUAACGAUAUUAUUUACAACGAAGGUGAAGUUAUUGAAAGCGAUGAGCCAUGUCAACAUUGCUAUUGCAUGCGAGGUCACAUGAUAUGUGCCGUUCAAGAGUGCAGCGCACAAUUAGAAAAUAUGGGCAAACAGUGCAAGCCACAACCGCCACGCGAUGGACAAUGUUGUCCAACUACAUAUGACUGUGAUAUGGGAGACGAAACGACAGAAGAGUCUUUAUCAUUGACAACGACAACACGCACUGACGUAUCAACCGAAUCCGAUAACAUCAAUGAAAUUGAAGAUGAAGGUCUAACCAAACCAUUGCCGAUAACCGAACACGCCGACGAGUCUGACAGAACAACGCUAUCGCCACUUGGCCAACGUAUUGAUUUGACUGGUGAAUCUGCUACACAAUCUAUUGUCGAUGAGAUGAUGAAAGCACAAGAAAAACUUGAAACCACCACUUUACUGUUCCCUGGUUUUGAUGAAGAUAUUGAUAUCAACACUGUCAUACCACACAUUAUACCGGGCGAAGGAGCAUGUUUAAUCGAUGGAGUGACCUAUCGAAAUAAUUCUCGAGUGCCGGUGACAAAUGAAAAAUGUGAUGAAUCGUGUACCUGUUUGAAUAGCAUUGCUCAGUGCACACCCAUUCACCAUUGCAAUGAACCUGUAUCGAAGAUAAACUGCCGAUUAAUUGAAGACAAUGAUUCGUGUUGCCCACAAUAUGAUUGCACGCCUGGUGUUACAGUUUCCAUUACGGAAUUACCACUAUCUGAAACAGAAAGAUCGACUGAAUCCAUUACCGAAUCUGCAACUAGUGCCACUAAAGCUCUUGCGGUAGAAGAUGAAUUUAUUACAGAGGUAAUUUCGGACGUCGAAAGCGCCAAACCUACAGAAAAAACAGUUUCUUCUGCUACUGAGUCGCCUGAGAAACCCGAUGAAGAAUCUCCGGCCUCAGAGAAACCUGAAGAUGAAUCGUCAGCCUCAGAGAAACCAGAAGAAGAAUCACCGGCCUCAGAAAAACCAGAAGAAGCACCGGCCUCUGAAAAACCUGAAGAGGAAUCACCAGUCACUGAGAAACCAGAAGAAGAAUCACUGGCCUCAGAAAAACCAGAAGAAACACCGGCUUCUGAAAAACCUGAAGAAGAAUCGCCAGCCACUGAAAAACCGGAAGAAGAAUCAGAAGAAACACCGGCAUCUGAAAAACCUGAAGAAGAAUCACCGGCCACUGAGAAACAAGAAGAAGAAUCACCGGCCUCAGAAAAACCAGAAGAAACACCGGCUUCUGAAAAACCGGAAGAAGAAUCGCCAGCCACUGAAAAACCGGAAGAAAAAUCACCGGCCUCAGAAAAACCAGAAGAAACACCGGCCUCUGAAAAACCUGAAGAGGAAUCGCCAGCCACUGAGAAGCCUGAAGAGGAAUCGCCAGCUUCCGAGAAACCAGAAGAAACACCGGCCUCUGAAAAACCUGAAGAAGAAUCGCCAGCCACUGAAAAACCUGAAGAAGAAUCACCGGCCUCAGAAAAACCAGAAGAAGAAUCGCCAGCCACUGAAAAACCGGAAGAAGAAUCACCGGCCUCAGAAAAACCAGAAGAAGCACCGGCCUCUGAAAAACCUGAAGAAGAAUUGCGAGCAACUGAAAAACCGGAAGAAGAAUCACCGGCCUCAGAAAAACCAGAAGAAGCACCGGCCUCAGAAAAACCAGAAGAAGCACCGGCCUCUGAAAAACCUGAAGAAGAAUUGCGAGCCACUGAAAAACCGGAAGAAGAAUCACCGGCCUCAGAAAAACCAGAAGAAGCACCGGCCUCAGAAAAACCAGAAGAAGCACCGGCCUCAGAAAAACCAGAAGAAGCACCGGCCUCAGAAAAACCAGAAGAAGAAUCACCAGCCACUGAAAAGCCGGAAGAAGAAUCACCGGCCUCAGAAAAACCUGAUGAGGAAUCAACAUCUGAAAAAGUUACAGAAAAAUCAAUCGUUUCGGCCGCAGAACAACCUGAAAAACCAUCGGCCACGGAACAACCAGAAGUGUUAUCGGCCACAGAACAGCCUGAUGAGCCUUCUGCUACAGAACAGCCUUCUGCUACAGAACAGCCUGAGGUGUCGUCUGCCACAGAACAGCCUGAGGAGCCUUCCGCCUCAGAACAGCCGGAGGAGCCUUCUGCCACAGAACAGCCUUCUGCCACAGAACAGCCUUCUGCCACUGAACUAUCUGCACAACCAUCUACCGAAAAAGAAUCGGAAAGCAUUCAGGAAGUAACCACAGUACCAUCAUCUGCGUUUGAAGGUGAAAUUACCACUUUAGCUGCACCAGUUGUCAGUGAUGAGUUUGGAACAGUAACAGAUGCACCAAUUGAAACAGCCAAAACCCAAAAACCAUUAAGUGCUGAGCCUCAAGAUGAAACUACAACAACUCCAGUUGUCGAAGAAAUUGCAGUUACCAAAAAAGUUUACACCGUUGCUCCUUCGACAGAAUUAUCAGAUGUGACUACAGAACAGGCUAAAGAAGUAACGGAACUUCCCACAGAACAACCAGAAUCUGUUGAUCUUGAUAAUAGAAUUAAUGACAGCGGUGCUACUCCAUCUGUUCCAACUAAGGAUGAUGAAUCAACUGAAGCAGAGGGAAGUGGUGCUACAGAAGCAAGUAUCACUGGCACAGAAGAAGAACACACCGCCGCUCCAGUAGAGGAAACCGUAACAGAAGGCGAGCAAACAGCUACGCAAAAGUCUGAUGUUGACGUUUCUGUCACCGAAAAAGAUACCACCGCGGCAGUUCCAGAAAGUGUCACUACUGUGAAACAAACUCCAAGUGAGGAUGCCUCGACAGAAGCCGAAACCUCUUCGACCGAUGUUCCGAGCGUUGACAGUUAUACAAAUGCGCCAGGCGGAAUCCCAGUGGAAAGUCACGUAACAUCAGGUCAGGAACAAGCAACAGAAACUUCUGCUACACAGGAACCAUUACAAGAAGAAGGUUUAACAGAAAAACAAACUGAACAGGGUACAACUUCUGCUGGUAUUGAAGAAGGAACAACAGCAUCUACUCCAAGUGAAACCGAGAAACCCGUUAAGCGAAUUCAAGUUGCGACUCAACAGGCAGUGGAACCAAUUGAAGAAAUUACAGAAGAAGGCGUAAUCUCAACACAAAAACCAUUGCCUGAAACCGUUGAAGACGGUACGACUGAAACGUCUAAACCUGUUGCUACAUCUGAAGACACAGAGUCACCUCUUAGUCAAGAAGGGUCAGAAGCACCAAUAACUGAGCAAGAAGUUACUGAACCUAGCGUUGAAGAGCACAUCACUGAAGAGCCAGUUGUUCGCGUAGAAACAUCAGAAACGACGUCAGAACCAGCACUCGAAAGCAGUGCUACUGAAGAAGAAACGAAAGGCCCAGUAAGUGAAGAUGGUCUUGCAGCUAUUACUGAAUCAAUCACCGAUAAGAUUACGCCAUCCUCUGAACAAGAUACAACUGAGCCUGCUACUACGAAACCAUUGCUUGAAGAAGAGCAACCUGUAACCGAACUUAGUUCUACUUCUGCUCAAGAAGAAGGUACGACAAAAGCAACAAGACCAGAUGAAGGAGUUACAGAUAAAUCGUUACCUGAAGAAACUGCAUCUGAAGCGGCUGAAAUUGGUGAAACAGAAAAGCCAGCCCAAGAGGUUCAAACUGAAACUUCAGAGCAAGCGACAGAAAGUGGUGCAACCGCUUCCCCCGCAAUUGAAGGGACAACCAAACCAGCUCAUCCAAGUGAUAUCGAAAGUGAGAAUAUAAUCGAUGAAUAUAUUACCAAAGCUGGAGACGCUAGUACUAGUUCACAGUAUCCAUCUGCUGAUGUAACAACUGAAAAGGCUGAUAUAUUGGAAGAAGAGAACGUAUCUGAACCAGUAACCAGUGCCGGACAAACAAAAGCUCCUUCUACAGAAACUGCAACCGAAAAAGAAUUGGAGACUCCUGAGGAAUUAGGAAAUAGAUUCCAAGACACUGAAACACAUACUCCAUCUACAAUAUCGAUCGAGAGUCAUGUUACAGAGAGCGAAGUAGAUGUCACAACUUCAGCUAGUGUAGAGCAAGGAGCUGGCACAGAAAAAGCAUCUGCUCCUUCUGCGACAGAAAUUUCAUCAACACAAAAAGAUGAAGGUCAAACCGAUGAAAGCCCAACUCAAAAACCCACUAUUCCAGUUAUUACCGAAGAAGGUACUUCCAAGCCUGCUAUCGAAGAAGAAGGUAUUGUUUCCAUCCUUGGUGAAACUCAGGAACCAUCGACAUCCGAACUUCCUACAGAAUCCCCGGCUUCAGAAAAACCAGAUGAUCAACAAGCAACACAAAAGCCAGAAGAUGUGAGCGUUUCGGCAACACAGAAACCUGAAUCUGAGGACCAAACUGAAAUUUCCGAAGAAACGACCAAACAAUCUGGAGAUGAAAUAGCCACAGAAAAACCAUCUGAAGUCACCGAGGAAGAACCUGCUGAAGGUAGUGGUGCCACUGAAGAAAGUGCUACAACAAAACCAACUUCUGAUGAAAGUGCUGCGUCAACAGAGAAAUCUCUGAUCGAAGAACCAGCUGAAGGAAGUGGUGAACCGAUUACCGAACUAAGUACAGGAAAACCAUUACUCGAAAACAUUCCUACUGAAGCUUCCGACAUUGGCACUGAAACACCAACUUUGAGUCCUAUCGAAGAGGCUUCAGUACGCCCAAGUGAAGAAGCUACACAAUCACCUGUUCGUGAUACUCAAGAAGAAAGCGUAACCAAAGAAAUUGAACCAGAAGUACCAACAACAUUGAGCACCGCAACAGAAGGGAAGUUUGAAAGUGACCAAACGACUGAAAGUCAGAAAAUGACCACACUCUUAGACAUCAUCCGUCCACCUCAACCAACAUCAGAAGACCUAGCAUCUCCUGAAAUCAGUACGUCUGAAAAACCAUCCGAAGAAGAAAGUGCAUCAGACAUUGCAGCCACUGAAGCAUCAGUAACUGAAAUUGGAUCCACACAACAAUCUGAUGUUAGUGAAGAAACAGGCAUCAGUGUAACGGACUCAGCGGUAAAAGAAGCUACUGAAUCAAGUGCAGAGGCUGUUGGUACAACUGCAGCUAGUGCGGAAGGAGAAGAGACUGGUACAACACAAAAAGAUUUGGGAACACCCGAUGACUUAGGGACAAGGUUUGACGAUUCUGACGCUGCACGCCCGACAUCUGCAUCACCAGUGGAAACGGAAAAAGAAGGCGCAACUACAUUAGCUAGUUCACAACCUGAAAUUAGCACUGGUACAGAGAGCGCAGCACCGGCUACACAAGAACCAUUGCAAGAAGAAGUUCAAACUGAAAUUCCGGAAAUUGUUACUGAAUCUCCAAUUGUUCCUAUUCAUAUUACUUCACAAGCAGCACAGGAACCGGUUACAGAAGAUAUAUCAGGCACAACACCGAAACCUUCUGAAGAUGAACAAACAGAGAAAGAGAUUUCAUCCGAAUAUCCUGAAGAAGGCACACUAAAACCGGAAAUUGCAACUGAGAAAGCUGUACCAGAGGGACCAUCAUCUGAACCAGCUGAAGGUAGCGAAACAACUGAAGAAGCUAUUUCAGCCACACUAAAACCUUUAUCUGAAGACAUUCAAACGAGCGCUCCAGAAAUUUCUACAGUUCCAUCAUUGCAAGAAGAAAUUGAGCAAGAAAAGACCUCAGCUCCUGAACAGACAACAUUAAGUAGUGUAGGAGUUGAAGAAUUUGGAGGUGACCGUACAACUGAACCUCAGAAAAUCACAACAAUUUUCGAUAUUACCAGUCCACCAAAAACCUUCGCUCCACAACAAGCCGAAGAUGUUACAACUGAAAAGUCAUUGGCACCUGAAGAAGAAGGUACACCUGGACCAGUCGAUGUAACUAAGGCACCAACUGAUGAAGAAUCACCUGCCACCGAAAAAGCUGAAUCAACUGAACAACCAUCUACAGAGCAAGAACUCGGAGCUGAAACAACACCAACUAGUCAAGAUGCCUUAGUGGAAGGAUCAACCGAAAAGGGAGCUGAAGCAGUGACCGAAACGAAAGCCGAAGUAGGAACCGAAAAGGGACCAGAAUUUGCAACCGAAAAGGGAGUUGAAGCAUCUGUUGAAAUAAGUACGUCUGAAAAACCAUCCGAAGAGGAAAGUGCAUCAGACAUUGCAGCCACUGAAGCAUCAGUAACUGAAAUCGGAGUCACCCAACAAUCUGAUGUUAGUGAAGAAACAGGCAUCAGUGUAACCGACUCAGCGGUAAAAGAAGCUACUGAAUCAAGUGCAGAAGCUGUUGGUACAACUGCAGCAAGUGCGGAAGGAGAAGAGACUGGUACAACACAAAAAGAUUUGGGAACACCUGAUGACUUAGGGACAAGGUUUGACGAUUCUGACGCUGCACGCCCGACAUCUGCAUCACCAGUGGAAACGGAAAAAGAAGGCGCAACUACAUUAGCUAGUUCACAACCUGAAAUUAGCACUGGUACAGAGAGCGCAGCACCGGCUACACAAGAACCAUCGCAAGAAGAAGUUCAAACUGAAAUUCCGGAAAUUGUUACUGAAUCUCCAAUUGUUCCUAUUCAUAUUGCUUCACAAGCAGCACAGGAACCGGUUACAGAAGAUAUAUCAGGCACAACACCGAAAUCGUCUGAAGAUGAACAAACAGAGAAAGAGAUUUCAUCCGAAUAUCCUGAAGAAGGCACACUAAAACCGGAAAUUGCAACUGAGAAAGCUGUACCAGAGGGACCAUCAUCUGAACCAGCCGAAGGUAGCGAAACAACUGAAGAAGCUAUUUCAGCCACACUAAAACCUUUAUCUGAAGACAUUCAAACGAGCGCUCCAGAAAUUUCUACAGUUCCAUCAUUGCAAGAAGAAAUUGAGCAAGAAAAGACCUCAGCUCCUGAACAAACAACGUUGAGUAGUGCGGGAGUUGAAGAAUUUGGAGGUGAUCGAACAACUGAACCUCAGAAAAUCACAACAAUUUUCGAUAUUAUUAGUCCACCACAAACUCUCGCACCAAAACAAGUCGAGGUUCUUACAACUGAAACACCUGAAGAAGAAGGUACACCUGGACCAGUCGAUGUAACUAAGGCACCAUCUGAUGAAGGUUCACCUGCGACUGAAAAAGCUGACUCAACUGAACAGCCAUCGACAGAGAAAGAACCGGGAACUGAAGUAACACCCGCUAGUCAAGACGUGUUAGUAGAAGGAUCAACCGAAAAAGAAACUGAAAAGGGAGCAGAAGAAGCAACCGAAAAGGGAGCAGAAGAAGCAACCGAAAGAGGAGCUGAAGUUGUUACGGAAAAAGAAGCCGAGAUAGCAACCGAAAAGGGAUCAGAAAAAGCAACCGAAAAGGGAGCAGAAGAAGCAACCGAAAAGGGAGCAGAAGAAGCAACCGAAAAGGGAGCAGAAGAAGCAACCGAAAAGGGAGCAGAAGAAGCAACCGAAAAGGGAGCAGAAGAAGCAACCGAAAAGGGAGCAGAAGUAGCAACCGAAAAGGGAAUUGCAGCAGCAACCGAAAAGGGAAUUGAAGCAGUAACCGAAAAGGAAGGUGUAACUGAAGGAGAAGCUGAAAAACCCACAGAAAAAGAGGUCGAAACACCUACCGAAAAGGGAAUUGAAGCACCAACUGAAAAAGGAAUUGAAGCUGUAACCGAAAAAGAAAUUGCAUCUCCAACGGAAAAAGAAGCUGAGGCAUCAACAGAAAAAGAAGUUGAAAGUCAGACAGAAAAAGUGAUCGAUGGAAUUACUGAAAAAGGAGUAGAGGGUGCAACCGAAAAAGGAGCUGAAAGUCCAACUGAGAAAGGACUUGAAGGUGUAACUGAUUCACCAAUGGUCAUAGAAUUAGCUACUGAGCCAGCAGAAAAAGAAAGUGAUAAAAUUAUUGGUGACGACAUAACCAAGGCGACUGAAUCGACAACCUUAAGCGAUGUAGAUUUCGCACAGAAAUUCGGAGAAGAUAACACAGAAAAAAUACCCACAAUUUUAGAUAUUAUUAGUCCAACCAAAGCUCCAGUUCCCACUCUGCAAGCGGAAGCUGAACAGACGACAACUGAACCGAAGAGCGAAGAGGAAGUAGCAACAACGGAGAAACCAGCCGUUACAGAGAAAGUCCAAAGUGUCGAACAAACAACAUUCAAACAGGUUACAUCAUCCGAAGCACCUGCACCUCAAUAUGGCAACGAAUACGAGCCAGGAACGUCUCAUUAUCCCGGAUCGACUUACCUCGAUGAAGACUAUGGUGAAGAAGAUGAUCAAGCAGCAUUUGGUCCAGGAACAUGUCGAUAUGGUGGCAAAUUAUACGUAUCUGCCCAACAAAUACCUAGAGACGAUCCGUGCGACUUCUGUUUCUGCUUCCGUAGCGACAUUAUUUGCUUACAGCAAUCAUGUCCACCACCAAUCAAUGGGUGUCACGAGGAACCAAUUCAAGGUUUCUGCUGCCCGCGAUACGAAUGUCCAGUGUCAAUGGCAACUGUUGUGAAUGUGACCACUAGUACCACGACCACAUCGACAACACUUCCACCACAUUUCUUACAUCACGCUUACAAAGGAGCCGCUACCAAGAGCGGAUGCCAAAUAGAUGAACACACAUAUCAAGUGGGUGAUGUAGUACCGUCAGCCAGUGGACCGUGUAUGCAUUGCAUAUGCGGUGGGGAUGGUCAAAUGAAGUGUGAUCCAAAACAAUGUACUCCUGAACCAAUGUUACGCCAAAUGAUUGCAACUACAACCAGAAGAUAAGUUAAUUUUAAUAAAUUCAUAACCGCUUAGGGUAACUUUGUUACAGAGAUGAACAAAACGAAAGAGAGUUAAUUCAAAAAUGUCAUUAAAAUGAAAAUAAUUUUUCGUAAUUAAAUCAAAAUAAUUUAAAAUUUCAGAUUUUCAUGAGAUUUUGUCCAGUUUGAUUGUAAUUAUAGGAAGGAUAAAUAAAUUGCACUGUGCGGCAAUGUGUAGCACACACGCAAUUUGUUUUCCAUACCGAAAUCGGAUUGGUAAAAUUUCAUGAAAAACGAAAUCAAAUUCAUUUCUUUUUUGAAAACAACAUUGAAUGAUGAUGAUGAUUUAAUUCGGAAUUUAUUUCGUUAUAGAACGAAAAUGAAUAUGAGAAAAUAAUUUCAAUUUCACGUAUAUACAAUAUACAACCACGAGCUAAGUCUUUCGGAUGAAAAUAUAUUUAAAAUUUGGCGCCAAAACUUAGGAGACGAAAAAAUUCGUACUUAUCACUAUCCAUUCGAUAAAUCCAAUAUUUCUUUGUCGCUAAAUUUAAAUAAAUUUUCGUCCAAAUUAUAUUCGAAAAGUAAAAAAAUAAUAACGCAGUCAGUAGGAGUAAAUGUUUUUUUGUGUAGUUUUUAGAUGAUGGGAGAUAUAAUUGACAAUAUUACUCAGUCAGAGAAUGUUAUGUAAUUUUUUUUUCAUUAAAUUAUAUCAAUAUUGAUUAGGGUACUAGAUAUAUUUAAAAAGAACAACAGAAAAAAAAUCAUAAAAUUGAUACACAAUCACGAGUUGACAUUUUUUUUGACGAGAGAGUGAGAGAAUAAAAUGCAAUAAUUUCUUAUAUUAUUUAAACUUUUUUUUUGCUUUUCUUUUUAAUACCGAUUAGAAAACAUACGAUCGACAAUUAAUAAUUAAAUUAAAAUGAUGCCAAGACAAUACACGUUUGAGCUCGUUCCCUUUUGUUUAAUAUUUCAAUGUAACAUUUCCAUUGCCAGUAAAUGCAACACUUUCAUUGAUGAAGUAGACCGUUCGCAACAAUUUAAUAGAGAUAGAGAGAGAUAGAGAAUAUAAAUUGUUUUAUUAAAGAAAUGAGCCAAAACAAAUCAAUGAAAUGUAAACCAAAAUAAAUAAAAUGUCAACUCGAGCACAGCAAAACGCAUUGAAAACGAAAUAAAUAAAAGAGAAAAAAAAAAUAGAAUAAAUUUAGGGAGAAACGAUAAAUUAAAUGUGAUUCUAUAAAAUAUAUUAGAAUUAGUGUUUAUAUAGGAUAUGAAUAAAAUUACACAGCCAGAGCCGCCGUCGAAUUAUCAAUUGAGAUGCUUCAGAUGAACAAAUCAAACAGUGAUCCACUUUGCUGAAUACACUAAUAUCGCAUAGGAAAUUGGUAACGAUUAUCAACUUAAAGAAGUUCUAGAUUUGAUGAUGAAAAAUUGAAUUAUUCAAAUUUUUUACACUUGAAGGUGUUUUCGAUAUUCAUUUCCUAUGCGACAUUAUUGGUAUGGCUAGACGAAGAAACUGAAUAUAUCUGAAUGUAUACUAGCAAAACGCACACAUUUUUAAUUGCUUCAAUAUAAACAAAUUUUGCAAUCAGAUGUGAUACGAAUUAGUAUUUUUUUUUUUGGCUUUGAAGAGUUUUAUUUUUUACUUGACGACGGCUCAUAUACACUGGAGCACAUACAAUUUUUGUACUUUUUUAAAUCAAAUAAAUAAAAUUGUGGGAAAAUUAGGUUUUAAAUGAAAUGAAAAAAAAAAAACAAAAUUUUUUGCUCAAUUAAUUUCGAAUAUAAAUCAACAAAGUGCUUACCAAUAAUCAAUGAAAAAAAGUUCACCGCGACCACAAUUUUUAUACACCGAACGGGAUAUAUAUAUAUUGAUUUCUGACAUUUUCGAUAAUAAUUAAAAAUAAAAAAAAAAAUUAAAAAGAGAAAAAGAAAAAUUGAAAUAAUUUUUAUAAACAAUUUUUAUAUACACAUCGCUUUUUUGUAAAGAAUUAAUUAGACAUUCGGCCAUGAUUUUAUUAUGCGCCUAUUAAGUAAUUAUAUAAUGAAAUUAUAUGCUGCCAUUACUUGUCGAAUAUCACUUUUAAUGAAAAAAAAGAAAAGAAAAAUUAAAUGAAAACAAACAACGGAAAAUGGGGAAAAUCAACCGAUUUUCUCACUUUUCCCACGAAGAAUGCAGACACAUUUAUAUCUGUUAAAAUUUGCAAUUGAUCUAUUUUCUUUCACGUCACUUCUGCCCAGUCGACGAUUUGUUAAGUAGAUACAUGUUCCUAAUUAAACAAAUCACUAACCAUAGAUUAAUGUUAAUCACAGUUGUCGCCUUUCCUAUGAGACCAUUUGGACGAUGGUCGCCGGCGCUGUACCAAUUUUAUAGGUUAACACAAAAAGGAUCUUUUCUUUUUUGUUAGAAUGUUGGAAUCAUACUGUCCGAUUUUUAGGGCCAAUUUUCGGCCUGGCCUCACAGUUUUUGAGUGUCAAUUUUUCAGUCCAAACAACAACGUAAAAAUUGCCCAAAGAAAUUAUUUCAUUUCUGAAUUUUUAUUAAUUGUUUCCUUUAAAAAAACCCUCAAUUUUGUAGAUUCAAAAAGAGUCAUCAUGAAAUAUAACACUAAAAUCUCCCAUUUCGUCUAUACCAAAGCACCGAAGUGACUGUGCAGACAAGAUAAUCAUAAAUUUUAACUGAUACAAAUUGGUGAUAUUUGCAUUGAAAUAAAUAAAAAAAUCUUAGUGAAAAAUAAAAGCAUGACUUUUGUGGAGCUUUUUUUUUAGUAUAUAUGGCAAUUAACUUGUGCUUGUAUUUUUUGCGAUUUUUUGUUUUAUUUCCAAUUAAAAAUUGACUUAUUACAACGUUACUCGGUUGAUCGUCGUUUUUUUAUUAUUCCUUGUCGAAAUGCAAUCAACAUUAAUACAUAUUCACUUGGAUAAUAUCAAAAGCAUGUUAAAUAAUGAAUUUGUAAUGAUAAAGACUCAAAACAAUGAAAAGAGAAGGAAGAGUAAGAACAGUAGAGAGAGAUAGAGAAAGAGAGAGCAAACAGAAAAUUAUAGAAGAGGAGGAAAAUUAAGUAAGAUGAGACAAUUAUUUGUAAUACAUUUAUGGCUGAAAUAUCUGAUUGUUUGAUCAAAUGAAAAUGUUUAUUACGUUUUAUAAGAAAGAAUUAGUUUCACAGUAGUAAUGAUGAAGUAGUACAUAUUAUAAGAUCCUUCCAAAUUGACGAUCUAUUAGAACCAGAAAUCAUUACUUGUCGAUUCUUUAAAUAGUCAAGAUAUAGCGAGAGAAAAUCUUUUUGAAUCCUUGUUGAUUCUGGUUCGAUCUAAAUAGAAUGGAGUGAAAAAUGACAACCAAUUUGCUAGAAACUGGAAUGGAAAGUACUUUAACAUUUGAAUUAUGGAAAACAAUUUUCGAUUGCUUGAACGAUUAGAUAUAAAAAAGAAAAAAAUUGAUUUAACUUAACGUUUUUUUUAUUAAUUAACGUUAUGAAUGCCAUUAUAUAAAUAAUGAAGUAAAAAAAUGAGAAAAGUAAUUGUAAUAAGAUUUUAAGCAUAGUUUUGUACUAUUUAUAAAAUGCUAAUUUUUAAAAUGUAUGUAUCUUUGUUAAACUUUGAGUCCGUGUGACAAUUGGCAAUUUGAAAAGAUUUUUUUUUUGAUUAUUAUUUUUUACAUUUUACUUCCAUUUUAGUACCUUAUUUAUAUUCACCAAUAGCAAACCGAAAAAUUUUGGAAACAAAAAUGAAAUUUGAAAAUUGAUUUUAAUUUUAGCGAACUUUUAUGAAUAAUUGCCAACAUUUGCACAGAUUCAUUAUAUUUUUUCAGGACAUUGAAACAAAGUGUCGUUUUUAAUAAAUACAUUUUAAAGGA
Molecule: messenger RNA, 13515 nt
Organism: Bradysia coprophila
Lineage: Eukaryota; Metazoa; Arthropoda; Insecta; Diptera; Sciaridae
Gene: tnc
Product: tenectin
Cellular component (GO): extracellular region
Molecular function (GO): protein binding
Source: RefSeq, a predicted model, not a curated record